AUGCACAGGCUUCAAAGCCGCGACAUUCCACUAUCUGAGCACUUGGGAGACAGUCCUCCAGUAGAGAUGGCCCCUGGGUCUCCAGUCACAGGGGCUCCUACAGGGCCCAACAUCACCUGGCUUCCAGCUCCUCUUCCCACUGCUGAGCAGCCCAUCUUCCUCAUGACCACCACGGCUCAGGCGGUGUCUGGCUUCUUUGUGUGGACGGCCUUGCUCUUCACUUGUCAGCAGAUCUACAUGCACUUGCGUUUUUACAACUCGCCCAAUGAACAGAGACACAUAGUACGCAUUCUGUUCAUCGUGCCCAUCUAUGCCUUUGAUUCAUGGCUUAGUCUCCUCUUCUUUACCAACGACCAGUACUACGUCUACUUUGACACAGUCAGGGACUGUUAUGAAGCGUUUGUGAUCUACAACUUCCUGAGUCUUUGUUAUGAAUAUCUGGGGGGAGAGAGUGCCAUCAUGGCAGAAAUCAGGGGAAAACCCAUUGAGUCCAGUUGUAUAUAUGGAACUUGCUGCCUGUGGGGCAAGACUUACUCUAUUGGCUUCCUCAGGUUCUGUAAACAGGCCACGUUGCAGUUCUGCGUGGUGAAACCCCUGAUGGCUGUCGUGACUGUCAUCCUUCAGGCCUUUGGGAAAUAUCGCGACGGUGACUUCAACGUUGCCAGCGGUUACCUGUAUGUGACCAUCAUUUAUAACAUCUCCGUCAGUCUGUCCCUCUACGCCCUCUUCCUCUUCUACUUUGCGACUCGAGACCUCCUCAGCCCUUACAGCCCCAUGCUCAAGUUCUUCAUGGUUAAAUCUGUCAUCUUCCUCUCCUUCUGGCAAGGGAUGCUGCUUGCCAUACUGGAGAAAUGCGGUGCCAUUCCUCAGAUAAAUUCACCGGAAGUGUCCGUGGGCGAGGGCACGGUAGCAGCCGGCUAUCAGAACUUCAUCAUUUGCGUUGAAAUGUUUUUCGCUGCCCUGGCCCUGCGGCACGCCUUCACUUAUAAAGUCUACAUGGACAAGAGGCUGGAUUCUCAAGGUCGCUGUGCUCCUAUGAAGAGUAUCUCCAGUAGCCUAAAGGAGACCAUGAACCCUGGGGACAUGGUCCAAGACGCCAUCCAUAACUUCUCUCCUGCUUACCAGCAGUACACCCAGCAGUCCACACUGGAGCAAGGAGUACCCGCGCCGCCUGUGUCCCGUAACCACAGCGCGGCCAACGUCCGGGACAACGAGAAAACCCUGCUGCUCAGUUCUGAUGACGAGUUCUAA
Molecule: messenger RNA, 1251 nt
Organism: Chanos chanos (milkfish)
Lineage: Eukaryota; Metazoa; Chordata; Actinopteri; Gonorynchiformes; Chanidae
Gene: tmem184ba
Product: transmembrane protein 184ba
Exons: 8
Coding region: 1-1251 (416 amino acids)
Source: RefSeq, a predicted model, not a curated record